Messenger RNA from Schistocerca piceifrons (Central American locust), 1620 nucleotides. Its product is annotated as structural maintenance of chromosomes protein 1A-like. The transcript is spliced from 9 exons. Lineage: Eukaryota; Metazoa; Arthropoda; Insecta; Orthoptera; Acrididae. Gene Ontology annotation, biological process: chromosome organization. Gene Ontology annotation, cellular component: chromosome. Gene Ontology annotation, molecular function: protein binding; ATP binding. The record is from RefSeq and is a predicted model, not a curated record. Bases 1 to 1620 code for a protein of 539 amino acids.
AUGUUGAUAGAUGGUUAUGCUACAGUGUUGCUUGAUUUACUGUGUUUCAAUCAGAAUCUGAGGAAAGCUAUUGUGACAGUAACAGGGAAUGUGGUGGUGUGCACCAGUGACGGUGUGGCCCAAAGUAUUGCUUAUAAUGAAAACAACAGAUGUGAUGCUGUGACACUUGAAGGGACAUUAUACAAAAGGAGUGGUCUAAUUGUUGGAGGAAUGAUGGAGUUAGAGCGUAGAUCAGAGCGAUGGCUGUCUCAAGACAUCAUAGAACUUAGACUGCAGAAGAAACAGCUGGAAAAGGAAGUGAAGGACAUCAACUUAACCAUUAAUAAAAGAAUACAACAAAAGUCUGCUGUUGAAACAGAUAUAUUUGAACUAGAAUCGGAGAUGAGUAAAUAUAAAGCAUUGCUGAAGAACAUUGAAAAUGAGAUGACUUACACCGAACAGAGAACUGCUCAGAUUAAGAGCAAUAUUCAGACAUCAGAGGGCAACGCAGGACAGCGGCAGCGCGACGCGGAGCGACAAGGCGCAGAGGUGCCUAAGCAGCCAGCGUUCGAGUCCGGGGGUCCGGGCCGAGCAGCAGCAGAAGCGGCAGCAGCCGUAGCAGCGGCAGCCGAGGAGAGCGACGGGGUCGGCACAGCCCAGCAGAGCGGCGGCCGGCGCAUCGCAGCAGCGCGGGACAGCGCGGGCGCAGAGACAGCGCGGAGCAGUGCGGAGCAGCGCGGGACAGCGCGGGCGCAGAGACAGCGCGGAGCAGUGCGGAACAGCGCGGGACAGCGCGGGCACAAAGAGAGCGCGGAGCAGCGCGGGACAGCGCGGGACAGCGCGGGCACAAGGAGAGCGCGAAGCAGCGCAGGACGACGCGAGCCAACGGAGCAGACGGCGCACCACAAAAAGAAGCGGUAUGGCACUCAAGUGAAUAUCAUCACUGAUGUGAGAAAUAAAUUGGCGGAACGUCAGAAGUUGAUGGACGAUCUACGACAAAAGAUUGAAUCCAUUAAGGAUCAUGUGUUCCAGAAUUUCCUCAGAGAGUUAGGGAGUCCCAGCAUUUAUGUGUUUGAACAGCGUGAUUACAGGAUAUACAAGGAGAAACUUACAAAGAAACUAGAACUGCAGGAAAAGCUGGAGUUCCUAAAGCAGCAAAAGAAUUUUGAAUUGUCCCAGAGUACUGCAGAAGAUUUAAAAAUAUUUAGGUUUCAUCUGUCUGUCCUUGUACCCAAAGAAAAUAGAUUGAAACUAGACUCCAAAAACAAGGUAGAUCUAUUUAUGGGUUAUGAUAAUGAUGUGAAGGGGUACAGAAUAUUUAAACCCUCCACAAAGAAAAUUGAGGUGCAUCAAGAUGCAGUUUUCUUGACACCAGCAGUAUCUCAAAGUGAGAAAAAACCUGAUGUUCCUGCAAUAGAAUCAGAUACAAUUUGUUGUGAUGAUAGGUUUUGUUGUGGUGAAGAGGACAUAGAUAUAACUUCAGAAUCAGAGGAGCAGAAAGAAGAAAUGAGGACUGAGGUUCUGGAAGAGAAUACAAGCCAGCUUAGAGAAGAACAAGACAUCAGUGAAGAUAGAGAAGUUUCUUUUGAGAAUGCAGAAGAAACCGUAGAUGAUGAACAUUCUAACCCAAGAACACUGUAA